AUGCUGGCGAAACAUACCCAGGGCUGGAGCCCGCAGAUCUGCCUGGGUUUGCAACUGGGCAGUUUGAGACAUUUCCGUGACUACUUCCCCCUCUCGGUGAGGACCUGGGCUGUGGGGUACUGGGUGCGGUUGGGGCUUCAGAAUAGACUCUUGGGACCACCAUCUCCCAAAGUGCAAUCUCACUGUUGGGGUGGGGUGCGCCCGUCUGCUCCCCAGCUAGUUAAAACUGCAAAGUUGGGCCCCUCCUGGAACUACCUCUUUGACUUCCACCCUCACGGGGUCCUGGUCGUGGGAGCCUUCGCCAACUUCUGCACAGAGCCCACGGGCUGCUCCUGCCUCUUCCCCGAACUCCCGCCACACCUGCUCAUGCUGCCUUGUUGGUUCCAUCUCCUCUUCUUCCAGGACUACAUCAUGUCAGGAGCUUCUGCCCUCCCCCCAGGUUUGGUCUCCUUUGUCAAGGCCCCGCUGCCUCAGUGGUGGCCAGGUGGCUGUCCUGGUGUGGGAGGGCCCCUGCAGGCGCUGGAGGCAAAACCCGGACAACUGAGCUUGCCGAUUCGGAAUCAGAAGAGAUUGGUUAAGUCAGCUCCGGAACUCGGGGAGAAUGAGCUCUUCCAGCAGUUCCCGAACCCGCCGAGCUCGUGGGUGCAGAGGGUGCAGGAGGCUCUGCGUCCGCUGCUAAGCGUGGCCCUGACGCUGUUCCUGGGCCGCCGGGGCCUCCCGCUGCCCUUCCGCGCGCCCAUCCGCACCGUCGGUGAGCCCCGGCCUCCGCCCCGCGAUCCUGGCCCAGGGCCCGCUCCCUCCCCGUCCCGGGUUGGGGCCUCGCCACCCAGACUGGCCUUUGGCCACCGCGCCAGCCCUGAACUCUGUUCCCGCCUAUCCCUACGGGCUGAAGGGAGGGAAGGAGGAAAAGAGGAGGAGAACCGGGGAUCCCAGCCCAGAUCGCCUCCCUUCCCGCCCGCAGUGGGGGCGGCGAUUCCCGUGCAGCAGAGCCCCCCGCCCAGUCCGGCCCAGGUGGACACGCUGCAAGCGCGCUACGUGGGGCGACUCACGCAGCUCUUCGAGGAGCACAAGGCGCGCUAUGGUGUUCCCGCCGACAGACACCUGGUCCUCACCGAGGCGCGCCCCCCCCGCCUGGCCUCGCCUGUCCGCUGGGUGACUGCAGGUGGGGAAGUGAAAUUAAAGACUGGCUGCCGGGCAUGGUGGCUCACGCCUGUGAUUCCAGCACUUUGGGAGGCCGAGGCGGGUGGAUCACUUGAGGUCAGCCCCACCCAGCAGCCAGCCCAGACUAGUGACUGA
Molecule: messenger RNA, 1296 nt
Organism: Gorilla gorilla gorilla (western lowland gorilla)
Lineage: Eukaryota; Metazoa; Chordata; Mammalia; Primates; Hominidae
Product: putative diacylglycerol O-acyltransferase 2-like protein DGAT2L7P
Exons: 5
Coding region: 1-1296 (431 amino acids)
Biological process (GO): triglyceride biosynthetic process
Cellular component (GO): endoplasmic reticulum membrane
Molecular function (GO): diacylglycerol O-acyltransferase activity
Source: RefSeq, a predicted model, not a curated record